This is a messenger RNA of Folsomia candida, 4434 nucleotides long. RefSeq lists its product as uncharacterized. NCBI's taxonomy places the organism in Eukaryota, Metazoa, Arthropoda, Collembola, Entomobryomorpha, Isotomidae. The record is from RefSeq and is a predicted model, not a curated record. Bases 919 to 3627 code for a protein of 902 amino acids. The transcript has 6 exons.
AACAAGAUUACAGCACCAGCACAAACAGUGUUGGAUGAAUCAUUCUCUUCUUUGGUUAGCAGCCUCUUUAAUAUUAAAAAUAAAACUUCCAAACAGAGGUGAAGUGAUAUAAAGUAUAAAAAGUUUAAAACUACGACGGGAGCAACUCAAAAUCUGCUUUGUGGUUUCAUCUUCAAGAAGAAAAGGGUAUAAUCCAGUUUGCCCAUAAAAUGCAAUCUUCAUCUUUGUGGUUUGCUGAUCAUGAAUGAAGGAUAUUAUCACCAAGUCCAGCACUACAUGCACAUUAUUAUUAUUACUCUCAGAUUGAGCAAGAAACGUAUUUAAAUCUCCACAUCAAAUUUUUAUUUCAAAGUCGGGAAAGUGCAAUUUGGAGUGUACAUAAUAUUUUAAAGUUCGUUUUCAAACAUUUUACACGGUCCUUGUUCGUGUGACGAGUGAAUUAGAGUAACUCCAUAAAUCAUUCCACACAGUUUUAAAACAUUUUGUAUUCUAUGUAGACUAUUUUUCGUUUGUUUGACUGGGAUGGAACUUUUUUAACAUUGCACAAAAAAGUGGAUCAGAUAAUAUUUCAAGAAUGAACUGAAGAAAUUUGAAUCCCCUCCCACGGCCACCGACAGAGUACAACCUACAUAAUUCAGAAUACUAGCUUCGCAGAGAAUAGAGGAGUCACUGGACCGUUUCCCGUAAAAUUGUUCAAUUUCCUCACAUUUCUGUGAAGAUAAAAAGUUCACUGUGAAGUGUGCAUUUGAGGAAUAGACACCCAACUGAACUCGCAAAGUUAUACAUGUAUUCCAAAAAUUCCUUAAUGUAAACGCAGCUUAGUGCACUCAUCUUCUCUGCUGGAGACAAUUACAUAGUUUGGCGAUUCUGAAAAUCUACACUUUUCACUGGACAUAGUAAAACAUAUUAAUUCAAACCAUGGAUUCCACAUGGCUGGAGAGUCGAACCCCACCCGUAACAAGUGGGAGCUCAAUGAUGGACAUGUCUACAAACCCAUACUCGUCAUCUGCAAGAGGAAGGACUGAUUACAUUCCAGCGUGGAAAGUUCCAAUUUCGAAAUCGUUUUCCUCCGUCAUUUCCACCUCGGAAGAAAGGCCGUCGAGCGAAAGUGGGCUCGGAAGUGGUGGUGAACGAGAUCACAGCACCUCCAGCUCGUCCGACCCUGAGUCAGUGACACCAGCAAAUGUCCUGAAUAGCAAGGGGGUGGGUGACACGGAGGAGGCUUCACUCAUUCAAAUCCUUCUUCCAUGCAUCAUUUGCAACCGCACAUUUUCCCCUGAUGCUCUGGAACGGCAUUCCAAAGUGUGUACAAAAGUUAAUGUGAAAACGCCAUACAAACCAGACCGAGGAAAGUUUGACUCGACUGAGCAGAGAAAAAAGGGGACAAAAGUAGAGUAUUUUAUACCACCACCGGAUACUACUGGUGACACUCGGUUAUCAGCCUCUUCCUCAGGGUUUUCGAGAGGAUCCAAGAAUAGAAGCAGUCUCCGUGGCACAAGCUGCACAACCCGAAGCACAUUAAGUUCGGAAGCGCUUCUUAGUCUACACCAACAGCCUUCGUCACUUGGUCAGAAUCCAAGCAGUCGUCUUGCAGGAGCAACCUCACCAUUGAGAAGACAACGAAGCAUGAGCCAAACAAGAGGAGAACGAGGACAUAGCAAACCUCCAUCAGAGUAUUUGUUCAAUGACGACAAUCACUCCGAAUUCGGGUCCAACUCAGAAGAGUCUCAUGGUACCAUGGAUCCAUCUCUCCCUUCAUAUGCCAAGCCACUCGUUCCCACAGACGAGUGUCCUUUCUGCAACCGGUGCUUUGGUUUCAAAGCCUUUGACAGACAUGUCGAAUAUUGCAAAGAAAAGUACGUCCAACGUCAAUAUGAGGUGCAACCAACACCAAAGGAAAAAAUCGAAGCGAUGGAAAGACAGGAAAUUCGUACGAAAUACCGACCUAUCAAAGGCUCAAGUUCGUGUACCAGCUUGAGAUCUGUGUCACCAGGCAAAGACUUUGCCAGCAUGGCUUACAAACUAUUUGGCCUUCGAAGAACGGACGGAGCCAGCAAUUUGUACAACAAUCAAUUAACCAAUUUCAAAAAGUCAAAAGAAAGCGUUGGUGUCCUUCACUCGGACAGUAACGAGUCUUUAACAAAUUCCUGUUAUGGAGAUUUCACGAGAGGAAUGCGGAGACCUUCUCCAUCACCCUCAAAAAGAGGAGGCAAUGCCAUGAGUGUCACGAACAAGAUUAAUAAUUUGCUCAGUAAAACAUUCCACUAUCAGCAAAACAGCAGUAAUAAUAACUACCUCGCUGCCAACAACAACUCUUCCGGUCCAGUCCAUCCAAUGAAGAUCAAUACGAGCAGCAAUAUUCCAAAGUUGGCAAAGUCGAGUGACAACUUGGCAAUGAUGAUGAACAACACAGGAAUUCCAUACGGACAUGUUUCUUCUUCCGGUUACGGGCAACCACAACAGCAAGUUCCACAACAGGCCAGUAAUAGCUUUAACCGAAACUCAAGAAGUCGAUCCAGUUUACACAAAAACUUCUUCCGGUCUAAGCGGGUAGAGCCGGAAGGAACUGAGAAUACGGGAUCGAAUAUGAUGAUGACAAAUUCUGGCGGUGGUGGUGGUGAGGUUGGUGGUGGCAAGUCAUCUUCAUCCGGCUGUUCCUCUCCCUUAAUUAUAACUCCCAUGACUUUUUACACCAAAGCAAACAAGACCAAUCACCACCAAGAGUUGUUCCGACCAAAAGGGACAACUUUGUUGACUCAAGACCCAAGCUAUGAUCCCUAUGAAAUGGCAGAGAAGCAAUUAGAAGAGCUUUUAAAAUCUCAACCCAUCAAUAAAAAUGUCAAUAAAAAGACAGCGAGGAAAUUGGGGUUGGAGAAAGCAUUCGAAAGCGUUGGCGUGGUUCACUCGGACAGUUUUCACACCAACAUGCCGAGUCGACAUGAUAUGCUGGGUGGUGGUGGAGACCCCAAUGUUGCUGAGAGGAAAGACAAUGAUCAAUUUGUUUUCGACCUUCCGAGUGGGAAAAUGGAUGACAGCUACUGGGAUGAGAUUCUUAAAAAAAGCAGAAACGCUUCCUCCAGCGAAGUUGGUGGAAGGGAUAGACAGCCCGAAAAUAGUCAGAUGUCUAUGUCAACCUCUUCUGAGACCAAGUCACAACAAUCUGACAACAGCAGUUUUGGAGACGUUAACAAAUCUAGAGCUUUAUCGCAAAUCUCCAGCGCUGAUUCUGGCUUCAGUCGAUCUGGAGGGGUGACAGAUCCGGAGUUUGAGGCCCUGGAGUCCAUGGUUGGAGAAGAGUCAGCCAUGAGAAGAGGUGGUCACAGCCAUGAAAGUGGUCGAAACCCCCUCUCGUCCACCCACUCUCUCCUCCUCUCAAACAGAACGCCCUUCGUUCGAAGGACUACGUUUACCCAAAAUCAGGGCAAAGAGCCGGAGAGUCCGAUGCAGAUUUCACCCGCGCCCCUGACACCCUCCGUCCCCACGCGAAACGAAUCCUCCUCCUCGGACGUCUUCUCGCCCGGGCCGGGAAGUGGAGCCAGGUUUUGCCACGAGUGUGGAAAUUCCUACCCGUCCAGCAUUGCGAAAUUUUGCCCGGAAUGUGGAGAAAGAAGAGUUUUCAAGUUUUGAGUAUCGCGACACAAAGAUCCUGAUAACACCAAAUUAAUAUAAAAUUUAUUACUAUAAACGACUAAAGAUAAUUUUCGUUGUCCACAUAUUUUCAAAUAACAUGUUACCUCUGACGUUCAAGAAAUUUUGUGUAUUUCAAAAAAAUAAUUGACUUGUAAUUUCAUGAUUAAUAGUACAUAAAUAUUGUUAGGUAUAAUAAACGUGGAUUUCGUUGAUAGUACAUACAUAAAUUGGGUGCAGCUAGUUUAAUAGUAAUCUGAUGAUUUUACCGAAUUCUGGUCCAUUAACAGUGAUGUCCUUUCUACUUUCUUUAAAUUUGCCUUUUUCAAUAGGUAAUGUACAUACAUGUUUACGUAUGUAUAUCAAUUCCUGUGUAUAAAUAAGUAAUUUCAACUGAUUGUCAAUUAAUAAUACAUAUUCCAAUGAUAACUUUUAAACUAUAAAACUGGCUAACAUAAGAAUCUUAUGAUAAGAUGCUAAUAUUGUACACGUAAUAAUUGUAUCUCGAGAAAUAUUUAGUUUUCCGUUGAUUUUCCCAGAGCUUGUAAACAACACUAUUUAGAGUUGUCACAAAGGAGAAUAUUUUAGAUUAUGGUUUGCUAAAAUGUCUGAGACCGAAAUUGAGAUUGUUUGCGUCAUCAACUGACUAAAUGUUAGUUUGAAGACGAUACAGAUAAAAUUACUGUCAGAAUGACAAGACAUGUUCAACAUGUUUCGUGCUGUAGUAGAAUAUAAUGUAGAAUAAAAUGUGAAAUGCAUGUAAUAUUCUAGUAUUUCUAAUCAAUAAAUAACCAUCAUCGACGUAAA